This is a messenger RNA of Cephus cinctus (wheat stem sawfly), 2080 nucleotides long. Its product is annotated as glucose dehydrogenase [FAD, quinone]. Bases 102 to 1931 code for a protein of 609 amino acids. Gene Ontology annotation, molecular function: flavin adenine dinucleotide binding; oxidoreductase activity, acting on CH-OH group of donors. The record is from RefSeq and is a predicted model, not a curated record. Lineage: Eukaryota; Metazoa; Arthropoda; Insecta; Hymenoptera; Cephidae. The transcript is spliced from 9 exons.
GCAGAGUGAAAGAAGCCAAGUGGGACAUCGAGCGUCGAUGCGCAGUAGCUGAGCAGUGAAAUAUCGAUUAAAAAGAUAAAAUUGAAAAAUUGAAGAAAGACAUGUCGAGUCUAUAUUUCUCGAAUCUACCCAUGUGUCCUGAUCCUUUCGUCGGAGGACCUCGGCUUACAGAUAUAUGUCACGGCAGUCAGUAUCUACUUUUUCUGACACUCCUCAAUGCUCUGAUCGAAGUUGAUCCAAAAAUUGGUGACUCUUGCGGUCGUAUUGAUCCUGUGACGAAUCCUGACGAUUCUUACGAUUUCGUCGUGAUUGGGAGCGGAUCUGCCGGAGCUGUCGUCGCUGGGAGGCUCGGUGAGGUACCGGAGUGGAGGGUCCUUCUUCUUGAGGCAGGUCCUGAUGAACCUAGUGGUGCUGAUAUACCUAGCAACCUUCAAGCCUACAUCAAAACCGAUAUCGAUUGGCAAUUCUAUACAAGAAACGAGUCCUUUGCCUGUCUGGCACGUAAUGGCAGUUGCUACUGGCCAAGAGGUAAAAAUUUAGGUGGGACUUCGGUCCAUCACGGGAUGGCCUAUCACCGAGGAAAUUCCAAGGACUACGAAAGAUGGGUGGCUAUGGGAAAUACAGGCUGGUCCUGGGAGGAAGUAAUGCCCUACUUUCUAAAAUCCGAAGACAACCGUGAGAUAAAUCGAGUGGGCAAUACACAUCACGCUACCGGAGGACCAAUGCCAGUGGAAAGGUUCCCAUGGCAACCCAGCUUCGCCUGGGACAUCCUGGCCGCUGCCGAAGAGAAAGGGUACGGCGUGACGGAAGACCUGGUCGGCGACAAGAUCACAGGAUUCACUGUUGCACAGACGAACAGCAAGGACGGAGUCAGGGUCAGCAGUGCUGCCGCCUUUUUGCGGCCGCACAAAAACCGUACCAACUUGCACACAGCGCUUUAUGCAACGGCCACGAAAAUUCUAUUCGAGAAAAAGCGGGCAGUUGGCGUUGAGUAUCUCUUGAACGGAGAACCAAGAAGCGUCAAGGUCAGCCGAGAAGUAAUCGUCUCGGCAGGAACUGUAAAGUCCCCACAGCUCUUGCUGCUCUCGGGAAUAGGUCCCGAGGAUCAGCUGAGGUCGAUGGGUAUCGAGGUAGUCCAGGAGCUGCCAGGAGUAGGUGAAAACCUUCAGAACCACGUGUCCUACGGCCUGGACUUUGUGCUAGAUGAGAAAGAGUACGAUGAUCUGAACGUUCAUUCGGCAGAUCAGUACCUCCGCAAUCGGACAGGCCCCAUGUCGUCGACUGGCCUGGCCCAAGUGACGGGCAUCUUGGCAUCUAGCUACACCAAGCCGGAUGAUCCUGACCUGCAGAUAUUCUUCGCAGGGUAUCAGGCUGCGUGCAAAAAUAACAUUGGCACGUCUGAUCUUCUCUCUUUAGGGAACGAUCAGAGGACGGUCAGGUUUACAGCCGUGAAUCUUCAUACCCGUAGCAGAGGUCGUCUGACGCUGGCGAGUAAGGACCCCUUGGAUGACCCACACAUCUGGAGCAACGACCUGGAGGAUCCAUUGGACGUCAAGGUCGUCGUCGAAGGACUGAACGUGCUCCUGGACCUGGCCAAUUCCACAGUCAUGAGAAAGCACAAUCUGACCUUGGCCACCGCACCACGUGCGGAGUGUGCUCAGCACGUGUUCCCUAGCAAUGCCUACUGGUCCUGCGCCGUUCAUCAGGACACCCGCACUGAGAAUCAUCAGGUCGGCUCCUGCAAAAUGGGUCCUAGGUCAGACCCUACGUCCGUCGUGGAUCCAGAGCUGAAGGUUCAUGGACUGGAUGGAAUCAGAGUGGCAGACGCAUCCGUAAUGCCGAUUGUCGUAUCGGGGAAUCCCGCUGGAGCGAUAACGAUGAUCGGGGAACGAGCAGCAGAUUUUGUUAAAGGAAAAUGGAAUAAAUUGUAAUAAUUUUAAUUCAAUAUUCGAAUUCGUGCCGAGAAGAAAGGAAAAUAUAUAUUGAAGGUAUUCCAGAGUGCCAUAUAUUAAAUAAUUAAUAAUUACUCUUAUACAUUGUCAAACGCAAAUAAAUCAAUAAACUCAAUGAUACUGUGAAA